CUCCACCAGAUUAAAAGGAUGAUGAAAUUGGAGGGAAGAAAUGAAACCAUAAUUACAGAAUUUGUCCUUCGUGGCUUUGGAGAGCUUCAAGGGCUGCAAAUUCUUCUCUUUGUGAUAUUUCUGUUGAUCUACAUCAUGACUAUGGCUGGGAACCUGACCAUCAUUGUACUAGUUGUGACUGAUCAAAACCUCCACACUCCUAUGUAUUUCUUCCUGGGCAACUUAUCUUGUUUAGAGACCUGCUACAGCUCAACCAUCCUCCCUAGAAUACUUACUGGUUUACUGAAUGAAAAUGAAGGUGUUUCUGUUAACGGCUGCAUUGUGCAAUUAUUGGCUUUUGUAUUCUUAGCAGUAACAGAAUGCUAUCUCCUGGCAGCAAUGUCUUAUGACCGUUACAUAGCAAUAUGCCACCCCCUGCAUUACUCUGCCCUUAUGAAUUUCAAGGUUUGCCUCCAGCUGGUGGCUGGAUCUUGGAUUGGCAGUUUGGUGAUAGACACAAUAUUUCUAAUAUUUAUGUUGCAGGUAACCUACUGUGGCUACAAUGUCAUUGAGCAUUUCUUUUGUGAUUUCAUUCCAAUGAUGAAUUUGGCCUGCAGUGAUGCAAGUCAGGUGAAACUGGUAUCAGCUGUUUUGGCUUCUCUCUCCAUCCUGCCACCAUUCAUUCUGACCAUAGCAUCAUAUGCAUACAUCAUUACUACCAUUGUAGGAAUCCCAUCCACCACAGGAAGGAAGAAGGCCUUCUCUACCUGCUCUUCUCAUCUCAUUGUGGUGACCAUUUUCUAUGGCUCUCUUACCAUUGUGUAUCUUUUACAAGACAACUAUGAACUGAGAAUACUGAAUAAGGUAUUAUCUGUCUUUUACACCAUCUUGACACCCCUGGUUAAUCCCUUUAUAUACAGCCUGAGGAACAAAGAGGUGAAGGAGGCCUUGAGGAGAGGUGUCAACAAAUGUGCUAACUGCAUAUGA
Messenger RNA from Rhineura floridana, 966 nucleotides. Its product is annotated as olfactory receptor 6N1-like. Gene Ontology annotation, molecular function: olfactory receptor activity; G protein-coupled receptor activity. Bases 19 to 966 code for a protein of 315 amino acids. Gene Ontology annotation, cellular component: membrane. Lineage: Eukaryota; Metazoa; Chordata; Lepidosauria; Squamata; Rhineuridae. Gene Ontology annotation, biological process: G protein-coupled receptor signaling pathway. The transcript has a single exon. The record is from RefSeq and is a predicted model, not a curated record.